Molecule: messenger RNA, 1892 nt
Organism: Sinocyclocheilus grahami
Lineage: Eukaryota; Metazoa; Chordata; Actinopteri; Cypriniformes; Cyprinidae
Gene: cyp11c1
Product: cytochrome P450, family 11, subfamily C, polypeptide 1
Exons: 9
Coding region: 201-1760 (519 amino acids)
Biological process (GO): cortisol metabolic process; cholesterol metabolic process; cellular response to peptide hormone stimulus
Cellular component (GO): mitochondrial inner membrane
Molecular function (GO): oxidoreductase activity, acting on paired donors, with incorporation or reduction of molecular oxygen; iron ion binding; monooxygenase activity
Source: RefSeq, a predicted model, not a curated record
GUGUGUCUGAUUGUGUGUGUGUGUGUGUGUGUGUGUGUGUAUGUAUGUGUGUUUAUCCAGCUGAUGUGUUGUUCUUAUCUUGAACUAUGCCCUGAUGUGACAAUAACUCAUUGGUACAGUGAGAGAGCAAGGGCUGGAGGACAGACAGACGGUGUGUUAAAGGGGUUCAGAGUGAUCGGAUCGCGUCAGAGAGCGGCAGCAUGCUCUCCUCAGGCGUGCGUCCUCCGGUGUUCUCCACGGCCGUCCGGUCUCUGUGUGUCGGCGCGUGCGGCCGUGAGGAUGCGGCGAUGGAGCGGCCGCUGCAGAGGAGAACCGGAGGAGUGCGAGACUUCCAGGAGAUUCCUCACACCGGCAGCAACGGCUGGAUCAACCUGCUGCGCUUCUGGAAGGACGGGAGAUUCAGCCUGCUUCACAAGCACAUGGAGAGCACCUUCAGACGCCUCGGACCCAUCUACAGGGAGUAUCUGGGCUCUCAGAGCAGCGUGAACAUCAUGCUGCCGAUGGACAUCGGGGAGGUGUUCCGAUCCGAGGGUCUCCAUCCGCGCCGCAUGACGCUGCAGCCCUGGGCCACACACAGAGAGACGCGCAGACACAGCAAGGGCAUCUUCCUAAAGAACGGGACGGAGUGGCGCGCCGACAGGCUGCUGUUGAACAGGGAGGUGAUGGUCACUUCAGCCGUACGGCGCUUCCUUCCGCUGCUGGACGACGUCGCGCAGGAUUUCUGCCGUUCGCUGCGACACCGGGUGGAGACGGAGGGAGUGGGGGAGACGGGUCAGCGUAGUAUGACCCUUGACCCCAGUCCUGACCUCUUCCGCUUUGCCCUGGAAGCGAGCUGUCAUGUUCUGUACGGCGAGCGCAUUGGCCUGUUCUCGUCGUCUCCGUCUGAAGAGGCGGAGCGCUUCAUCUGGGCCAUUGAGCGCAUGUUAGCCACGACGCUGCCGCUGCUGUACCUGCCGCCGCGGCUGCUGCUGGCCCUGCGCGCCCCCCUCUGGACACAGCACGCCACUGCAUGGGACCACAUCUUCAGCCACGCGGAGGCGCGUAUCCAGCGCGGGUACCAGCGUCUGCAGACGGCGGUGGGCGGAGCCUCUGAUGGGCGGUUCCUGGGUGUGCUGGGUCAGCUGAUGGAGGCGGGACGGUUAUCUUCAGAGCUAAUCAAAGCCAACAUCACUGAACUGAUGGCCGGCGGAGUCGAUACGACCGCCGUGCCGCUGCAGUUCGCUCUCUUCGAGAUGGCGCGUAACCCUGGGGUGCAGGAGCGGGUGCGAGCGCAGGUGCUGUCGUCAUGGCAACAGGCAUCAGGAAGCCCCCAGAAGGCCCUGCAGGGGGCGCCGCUGCUGAAGGGGACCAUCAAGGAGACGCUGAGGCUGUAUCCCGUAGGAAUCACCGUCCAGCGCUAUCCGGUCCGAGACAUCGUCCUGCAGAACUACCACGUGCCGGCAGGGACGCUGGUGCAGGUGUGUCUGUAUCCUCUGGGUCGCAGUCCUGAAGUGUUCGAGCGUCCGGAGCGCUUCGAGCCGAGCCGCUGGAGUCUGGACGCGGCUUCAGGAGGAGGCUUUCGCUCGCUGGCGUUCGGCUUCGGAUCCAGGCAGUGUGUCGGCCGGAGAAUCGCAGAGAACGAGAUGCAGCUGCUGUUAAUGCACAUUCUGAGGAACUUCAAACUGACGGUCUCAUCCACAGAAGAGCUGAACACCAAAUACACCCUCAUUCUGCAGCCCGAAUCUCCUCCCAGAAUCACCUUCACCACACGCUCACUAUAAAUCACCAGUUAUUAUUAGUUUUGGAAGAUUGCAGUGUUUAUUAUAAAUUAUUUAUCUGUGCUCAUCAUUAUUUUAAGUUGAAUAGGGUAAAAAAAAAUAACAAAUCACAUUAAGAAUUGUAAGCGUUGUUUA